Messenger RNA from Homalodisca vitripennis (glassy-winged sharpshooter), 1236 nucleotides. Its product is annotated as meckelin. Lineage: Eukaryota; Metazoa; Arthropoda; Insecta; Hemiptera; Cicadellidae. Gene Ontology annotation, cellular component: MKS complex; ciliary transition zone. The record is from RefSeq and is a predicted model, not a curated record. Gene Ontology annotation, biological process: cilium assembly.
AUGGUGGGUGGCAAACAAAUGUCUGUGGACAUAUUUCUAAUAGAUUGGGGAGCGCCCGAGGGCCCGCCAAGGACAACACACAGCCGGUCUCCAUCUGGCGGACCCUACUUUGUGGCCAAUGAAUGGAAUGAGAUACAGUCAGCAGAACGGCGGACUAGCCUCAGUGUGCAACUGGUGGGCACUGUUUUGCUCAUCAAGGUGUUUGGAUUUGAGAAUUGGGCAGUGUCAGAUCCAGAUAUCAACAGUACUAUUACCCCUGAAUGUUUGUACAGGCCUGCCAACUUCACCCUGCAAUUUGCUGUUGCCAUUCUUGUCUACGUCUUUGUCUACGUAAUACAGUGGUUACUGCUGAGCGUGGUGUACGAGAGAUACAUCAAGGACGGGAUCCAGGAGUUUGUAGACGUUUGCUCUCUUGCCAACAUCUCCGUAUUCAUAUUAACACUAGAGAACUUUGGAUAUUACAUACACGGGAGAUCUGCUCAUGGAUUUGCUGACACAGACAUGCAGACCAUCAUGAACCAGUUGCGGAGAGAGGAAGAAGACCUGGUGGGCCAUCGUGGCUUGCUGCCGGCCUCAGACCAUCAGACGUUCCAGAUGUACAUCCCCAGCCAGCUGCGUAGCUACUACCAUCGGCUCAUGCCACCCCCACCAAUGACUAAACCCUUACCAACAGCUGUUUCAACAGCUCUUCGCUUGAAGCUAACCGGAUCAUCAUCGGCUGAUUUUGACCGCAGUGUUGUUGCCUAUCACAAUAUGAACAAGUUCCUCGCUGCUUUCCUGGAACAUGCUCUUCGAGACUUGGAUUAUGAAGUGAGAGACAAAUUAUUCGCCGAAGCACUACUCGACAUUGAGUUCUCAGAUGUACCUGGUAAAGCUGUAUUCUACAUAGACAAUGGCCACUCCUUCGACAAGGUUUUGUUCUAUGGAAACGAAUUCACUUUAUUCUCCAUGGAUUUAAUGGUCUUCUGCUUUUUCCAAGUGAUCACAGGAAAUUUCUUGCUGGCUGCAAUAGUCACUGCACUAAUUGCCAAGGCUCUAAUGGUGAUCAGACAUAUUGGAGGACGGAAAAAUCUCGCCAAAAAGACAUUGAUCGAUGAGAGAUUUCUUAUUUAGUAUAUUUAUAUACUAAUUCCUAAUUUACUACUGGAGUUCAAUGUAUUUUAGAUCACAAUGUACUGUAACAUUAAGUAGUAGGGUAGAAUAUAUUGUACACAAAUAAAAGAUUUUUAUAUUUUA